Messenger RNA from Tricharina praecox, 2022 nucleotides. RefSeq names its product TEA/ATTS domain family-domain-containing protein. Lineage: Eukaryota; Fungi; Ascomycota; Pezizomycetes; Pezizales; Pyronemataceae. The coding region runs from base 1 to 2022 and encodes 673 amino acids. The transcript has 3 exons. Gene Ontology annotation, cellular component: transcription regulator complex. The record is from RefSeq and is a predicted model, not a curated record. Gene Ontology annotation, biological process: regulation of transcription by RNA polymerase II. Gene Ontology annotation, molecular function: RNA polymerase II cis-regulatory region sequence-specific DNA binding; DNA-binding transcription factor activity, RNA polymerase II-specific.
AUGGUUAACAACGAAAACGACGAUCUGUACUGCUCGUCCGGUCAGGGGACAACGAAGCAUGGGUUUAGAUCAUCAACCUACCACGGGAGGGACCGAUCUGUGCAGCCGCCGCCUCCAUUGGGACCAAGAAGCAGCAGUGCGGUCCAGAAGCGAGGUAGAAGUGAUCGACGCUCCACUUCCCUGGCCUCCGUUGCGGACUUGGUGCCGUACCAUCAGUACCGUGCCCGACAGCGGCGUGAUGCUUCUAUGGGAGAGAGCGUAUGGGACGAUGAGCUCGAGGCUGCGUUUAUGGAGGCUGACCGGAUUAUUCCAAAUCUUGGAAGAACGAAGAUGAAUGUGGAUGGCAAGCUCAGUGGAAGGAACGAGCUAAUUGCCGAUUACAUCUUCAAACUCACGGGGAAGAAACGCUCCAGAAAACAGGUGUCCAGCCAUAUCCAGGUGCUCAAGAACCUGCUCAAGAGUAAUCCCGAGGCCAUGAAGAGCAAGACGCCGGAAGAGGGCAGGAUGUCAUGGAGUUCCCAAGCUGCUUCGCCCUCGGCGUACAGCGAGCCCACUCCAUCGCUCAGAUCACAGGCGAUCCCACCGGGUCGUUCGCAUAGCUCCAUGGGCUACUUCAAUAACAGCGGUAACAUCUCCGCCUUUGCGUCGCCACCGCCAUCAGUUUCCGGAAGCCAUUUCGGCUUUUCCCCACGAAAAUUCGGCCUCUCAACAUUCCUGAUCAUGGUUGGAACCAAAUCUAACCCCAACGGUGCGAUUGAUGGGACUUUCCAUACAUACACUAGCCUUUCACCAGAAAACUCGUCACCGGCGUCUUCCAUCUCACUUUCGUCGUUGCCUGACUGGCAAGCACGGUUUCCUCUAGUUGCUUCCAUCACGGACGACAGAGCAAGCGAGCGAGGAUCCGCCUGCACCAUCCUCCACAUCAAAGCUGGAAUCCUCCCACUGACCACCAAGGCACCAACGAAUGGCCUGCUGUGCACGCAUGUUGAGGUCUCACUUCCAGACGGCGACUUCGAGGGACACCAGUGGGAUUGCGUAACCCGCAUCUACGCACCUGGCAAGCUCGAACCGGUCUGGGUGCUAUCCCAUAGCUGCCUAGCGAUGACGGAGAACCCGAUGGAAGGUGGCCGCAAGCUCAAGGUGCCUUUCGCGCCAGACUUCUGGAGCGCCUUCUACAACGGGUUGUCUAGAUCCGAGACGAACGAGGGCAAGGACGAAGGCCGCCACCGAGACCGUGAGUUCCGGAGUGCGAUCAAGGGAAUCACGGUGGUGCAGGAACUAUUCUCGUACCCGGUACAGGGCUUGGGAGUGGGUGGCAAGGAACGGUCCGCAGUGUUGAUGUGGGAGUUCACCAAGGCAGACACCCGCACGCCUGCAAGUGCAGUUUGGAGAGAGAUUAUCCGGCAGGCUGGCGACUCUAGUGGGGGAGCAAUGGGGGUGCCGGCUGGCUCGAGCUCAGCUGGCGGCGUCCCGAGGGAGGUGUACGAUGACGGCCACCUGAGGAUUGACACGACGGGAGCCAACGACGGCUGGGCCAGUCAGCAGCAGAACCACUCGCUGUAUCAGAUUAGCCCGUACGAGGAGCUGAGCCCUAGCCAGGCAGAGCUUAUGCCAUACUGCUCCUUCGAGGACCCCCGAGCCUAUACUACGCGCGGCGGCCGGCCGCCAGCGGGAUUGGUCAUGCAUCCCGGCGCUCCUACCAUGUCCGGCCAGCUCGCGAUGAAUUACCUGGCUUCGCAUACGGAUAGCCCGUAUUCGCCGUACGCGGUCGAUUUGCCCGUCAGCCGUGGCGGCCCCAUCGAGCAUUAUUUACACGGCAAUGGAGUGGACGGGGGCAGGAGCAGGAGUCGUAAUGGGGGUGGCAGUGGUGGUGGCAGUGGAGUUGGUGGUUUCAGUGCUGGUGGAGGAGGAGGAGCUGCUGGUGGUGGCGGCAUUUGGUCGCAUCACUUGAGCCCAACAUCGGAUGGACGGGGGGGGCAGGACUUGGUGGAAAACGGUGGUGGUGUAUUGACUCCUUAUUGA